GUAUUGUUAUUAUUAUUUGUCUCAGUCCGUUGCUGUAAUACUAUCAAGAAGGUGUGCAGAAAGCCAUUCUCGAUUGUUUCUGUAUUCGAAAGAAUUUGAAAGAACGGAAACUUGGUGGUGAGGCUGGGAGAAAACAACACGUACCUACCGCUCGAGGCGAGGAUCAAGCCACGUUUAGCGCAGUUCUCAAGUCUUUAGGGUGAAUUCCUGGAGACCGUGCAGGAAGUGGAUCGAUUCAUUUAGUUAGGUUUCGGCUUAUCUCGCGACGAGAGGCAGUGUUCCAAGCGACGCUUCCCGUCCCGUGAGCUGUGCUUCUCUUGGAUCCCGCUACGUCACGAACGAGCAGAGCGGGUGGCGGCAGCAGUUCAAAGUGAGAAUGGGUGCGUAUCGUAGAUCCAUGGUUUGCGGGGAGUGGCACCGGAUUGCCCUGUUGCUGGUCCUGCUUGCGAUGGCUAUCGCCGUGGAUGGGACUGUGGGUCAAACAUGCGAAAAGGUGGACCAAUGCUCAUGUCGACUCAGUGAUACCGGAGAGGUUGUUUCAUUGAAAGGCUUGGACGGGAAUAAAAGGCUGAAGAACGGUAUCAUCGGAAAAGACGGAUAUUCAUACCACUUCAACCCGUGCACGUCUGAGCUGAACCUGGGACCUGAGUGCAGCCCCACCCUGGACAGUGCAGCUUGUCAGGAAGCUGGUGCCAAUGAUAUCUACAGUCUGGGACAGACUUCAUCUGUGAACUUUAAUGUCAUCGCAACUAACCCGUCACAAAUAGUCUUCACUUACAACGGUGGGACACCCAAUGGAGACAACAUUCGGCAACUCAGGCUGACUGUUCGGUGUGACAUGAGCAAGGAUGAUGAUCUCAUCUUCGACGACGAGCAGGAAGACUGGCAGAAUCGUAUUCUAAUUUACUACAUGACUCUGAACAGCAAGUGGGGCUGCCCUGGCUACAAGGAAUCCUCUAGUGGCCUGUCUGGAGGUUCAGUGAUGUUGAUCAUAUUCUUUGUCUUAGUUCCAGCGUACUUGGCUGCUGGAGUGGCGUAUGGAUUAGCCCGGCAAAAAACCGGUGUUGAGCUAAUCCCUAACUUCUCUUUCUGGUCCUCGCUGCCUAAUCUCAUCAAGGGUGGCUUCACGUUUGUCAUCACAUGUGGCAAAGGAGGAGGUGGAGGUGACGCACCAUCAAGAGGUGACUAUGAGAAGCUCUGAGAGGAUCCUGCACUUUCCUCUUUCUGUUACUCUCUCUCCCCCUUUCUGGUAUGUUUCCUUUACUUUCUCGGUCUCUCCCUCGUCUCUCUCUCUGUCUCUCUCUCUCUCUCUCUCUCUCUCUCUCUCUCUCUCUCUCUCUCACACACACACACACACACACACACACACACAUACACACACACACACACUCUCACACACAGAGAUGCACACAUGCAAUUACGUAAUAUUCCUCCCCAUUGGGUCCCCCUCUCUGCUCCAUGUGGCGAGCCAAUGUUCUCUGUGUCCCUGUUGCACCCGCAUUUCCCUGCUGCGUGCUGAAGUACGACGGAAAGCUGAAGAUGCUUGUAAAGAAAUAUUAUGAUCUGCGCUGAAUAUUUUUGCAAGAUAAUAUAGCGAUUUGCUACAGAUAUGCCAGGCUGCUUAACACGCAACUUCUUUUGAUUUUGCCUUGGUGUAUAUACGUGUAUCUCAAUAUGGGCUUAAGAAUACAUUUUCUGCACUCUGAGCAGCUUCCUGGCGUAGACGAAAAGGAGCAGGCUCCUUGGCUAUGUGCUAAAAGAUUUCCACCGCCUCGCCACAAUUAGCUCAUGUGAGCUUUCUUCUUUUAGCAAAACACUACUAGGAAUUAGCCAUGCGUAUUUCCCACGGCAUACCCUGAUUCCAAAGGUUUUUACCCACCUCUAAUAAUAAUAUUAUUAUUCUAAGUUUAAGCAGCGUGACGGCACAUUCAAUACGUGUCGUGGUACGAUUAUUUCAAAUUUCAAUGUGCUGAAUCAAUUGUAUUAUGUGGUGUGUUGAGUCGGACCUCCGCCACUCAGCUUGAACUGA
Molecule: messenger RNA, 2029 nt
Organism: Sycon ciliatum
Lineage: Eukaryota; Metazoa; Porifera; Calcarea; Leucosolenida; Sycettidae
Exons: 7
Coding region: 377-1201 (274 amino acids)
Cellular component (GO): trans-Golgi network
Source: RefSeq, a predicted model, not a curated record